This is a messenger RNA of Homalodisca vitripennis (glassy-winged sharpshooter), 817 nucleotides long. RefSeq lists its product as uncharacterized. The transcript has 3 exons. Bases 264 to 656 code for a protein of 130 amino acids. The record is from RefSeq and is a predicted model, not a curated record. Lineage: Eukaryota; Metazoa; Arthropoda; Insecta; Hemiptera; Cicadellidae.
ACCUCGCGUCAACGCCGAUCAGAGGAAAUGGUGGGGGGAAAGAGAGAGGGAUCGACUCGAUCGCGGCCGGCAAAGUUCUGUCAGUGACGUCUUUCUGCUGUCGGAUAUCCCAGAGUCGCUGUAGUGGGGGUAGGAGAGUGAGGGGGGCAUAUUAUAGUAAAACCGGUGUGAAGUAUCAUCCUACAAGCCACAACAAACCUGCCUUAGUGUUGAACUGCUUGUGUUGUCUUUUGUUCACAGAAGAACUGUUCUACAGUAUAGGAAUGGUGCGACAGUGUGCAGUGAUUGCUCUUGUGGUUCUUUCGUUGGCUGGCACAAUGGCCCAACGUCCACCUUACCUCGGCAGCUCUAACCCUGGAGUGCUACCCCAGUAUCUGCCCGAAGGUACUGAUAACCGAUUCGGCUCUUCCGAAACUGGUCCGGAUCCAGCUCCUGCAUCACCCAUCCAUCCUGGUACUCUGGAGACCGAGGAUGUGUACAACCGUGUCUCUGAGUGGCCUGACCAGCACAAGCCCUUCUGGUACCUCAACGCUAUCGCUAUUCAGAAACAGCGAGAACAACAGCAACAGCAAGCACAGGCUGCAGCAGCACAGUCUCAGAACAGACAGUCUCCAUUUGCUGCUGGUUCCAGAAGGACCGUUAACCGACAAAAUUAAAGUUCCGAAUUGUAUUACUAUAUAAUCACUGUGAUAUUUUCUUAUUAGGCAAGAUUAGAUUUUAAAGUGUUCGUCCCGGUAUUUAUUUUUUCCAUCAUGUUAAAUUAUACAAACAAAAUUGAGAAUGAUGUAAUGUUUUUAAUAAAAAAUUCUCUAUUUAA